CUUACAUCAAAAUGUCCGAUAUUUUCAUCGAAACUGAACAAAAUACAGACUCUAAAGCUCUUCUAGAAACUCCUGAACUAGAAAAAUCGGAAGAUACUUUUAUUACAACAGAAGUAGGAAAGGUAGAUCAAGAAAGAGAGAAUAUUAUUAAUCCAAAAAUAUAUAAUGACAAGGAAGAAAAGCAAGAUACUAGUAAAGAAAACGUUACAGAAGAAAAUGAAAAAACUGAGCCUUCACCAGAAUGGGUAGACCUAUUAGGAAGUGGAGCAAUUAUGAAAAAGAUUCUCAAAGAGGGUAAACCUGACACUAGGCCUAACAAAAAUGAGAAAUGUAUUAUUAACUACAGCUUAUAUCUUGAAGAUGAAAUUCUAGUGGAAAGUGCCAGUAAUUUUGAAUUGAAUUUAGGAGAAUCCGAUGUAAUACAGGGACUUGAUGUAGCCUUAGGAUUGAUGAAUCUUGAUGAAAAAUGUAGAUUAAAAAUUGAACCUAGACUUGCUUUCUCCAAGAAAGGGUACCCACCUAAAGUGCCUGAGGAUGCCUUAGUUAUUUAUGAUGUUGAGUUAGUAGGAGUAGAGCCAGAAGAUGAUAUUGAUGUAAUGUCUGUUACUCAACGUAAAAAGAAAGGGAACAAAAAGAGAGAACGAGGAAAUUGGUGGUAUACUCGUGGUGAAAACAAUAUAGCUAUUCAGUGCUAUAGAAGAGCUUUGGACUAUUUAGACGAAGUAGAAGGAAGUAGUUAUGCUCUAUCAGAUGAUAAUGAAAAGGGAGAAAUAUCAGAUUCCGAUUUACAAAGUAUUUUGGAGGACCGUAUCAGUGUUUGUAACAAUAUGGCAGCGGCACAGAUUAAAAUGGAGAAUUACAGUGCAGCUCUGAGUUCGUUACAAAUUGUACUUAAGUGCCAACCAAACAAUGUUAAAGCUCAUUUCAGAAAAGCUAAGGUAUUUAUAGGAAAAAAUGACCUGCCUACAGCAAUGAGAUGUUUACUAAAAGCUAAGGAAUUAGCACCGACUGAUUCAGAGAUUCAAAAAGAAAUAAUCAAAGUGUCUAAAUUGCUUGAUAAACAAAAAAAUACAGAGAAAGAGUUGGCGAGGAGAAUGUUUAAUGGUACCACCACAAAGCCUGAUGACCUAAAAGAUAAAAAGAAGUCUCGUGGAAGUAAACUAGUCUUGUGGGGAACUCUUGGAGCAGCCGUAGCCAUAGGUGCUGCAGGUUUGGUAGCAUACCGUCUAAAAGUUUAACAUUCAUUUCAUUGCAUUUAGCCAAAUUACUAGGAGGAACUCGAGUUUAUGUUAGUCACCGUUCAUUUUAAGAUUUUUAUACUUGUUGGUUUGUGAAUCACUAUUUGUUUUAUAAAAAGAAAGGAAUUUGGUAUUUUACAUUAUUUGUUAUUUGUUCUUUUUAUUAUACUUUGAAUAUUAAUUAA
This is a messenger RNA of Psylliodes chrysocephalus, 1423 nucleotides long. Lineage: Eukaryota; Metazoa; Arthropoda; Insecta; Coleoptera; Chrysomelidae. The record is from the annotation of a GenBank genome assembly.